UGAUGUCACGGGGAUGUACCAAGUCUUCCGGUAGGGGGAGGCGGAACUCACCAUAAUCUGAGAGAGAGACAUGGCCGGGUCCCGGGGGGAACCAGCGGAGGUUGAGAGUCGGGAGGAUGAAGAACAGGGGAUUAAACUGGCAGAGAUUCUGGAGCUGUUGGUGGCUGCUGGUUACUUCAGGGCGCGUAUUAAAGGUCUUUCACCAUUUGACAAGGUGGUCGGUGGGAUGACCUGGUGUAUCACCACUUGUAACUUCGAUAUCGACGUGGACCUGCUGUUUCAGGAGAAUUCAACGAUUGGCCAGAAGAUAGCUUUAACAGAGAAAAUAGUGUCAGUUUUGCCAAAAAUGAAGUGUCCGCAUGGCCUGGAGCCGCACCAGAUCCAAGGCCUGGACUUCAUUCACAUUUUUCCAGUUAUUCAGUGGCUGGUGAAACGUGCAAUCGAAACCAGACAAGAAAUGGGAGACUAUAUUCGCUCAUACUCGGUCUUCCAGUUCCAGAAAGGGCACAGCCUUCCAGAGGAUGAUCAGUUUGCCCAGCGGAGAGAGAAGGCUUUGAAAACCCUGAAUGAUACCUUUGAUAUCUAUAAACCGCGGAGGAAGUAUAAACGCCAGGGAGACACGGCAGAGGUUAUGGAUGAGGAAUCACGUGUUCACAGCACUUUAUUGGAGUAUGGCAGGAAAUACGGACUGAGCAAACAAGGCAAAGCUGAAAAGUCAGAAGAUUGCAAAGUGUCUGUACCAUCCAACCUUGGAGGCAAAGGAGACAUGCGCGAGGAAGAUGAGCUGAGAUCAGAGGAGGAACUUCGGAUAAAAUCCUUGAUGGUCAGAAUGGCUGCCAUGGAAAUGGAAGAGGGACAUCUGGCAGCGAGUACUGUGGGGCAGAUUGUGGGGCGGCAGUCGGAUGAAAUUAAACAGAUGGCGUCUGAAUAUGCUGAGAAGCAAUCGGAACUGUCCGCCGAGGAACGUCCAGAGAACUUAGGAGCCGCCGCACAACACCGCCGGAAAGUGACCUCCCUGAACAAGCAGAUCACACAGAGGAACAAUGUUCUGGAGCAGCUCAAGGGCCAGUCUGCAGAUCUCCAGAGCUCCUGCAGUGAGCUGAAGAAGGAGCUGGCAGAGGUCAAUGAUUUUAGUGGGAAGCUUGAUCAGGAGCUGUCAACCCUGGAGAGUGUGGAGUCAAAAGCAGAUCCCAGCAUCCUGCACAAACUCCGGGAUUUAGUGACAAUGAACGAAAGUCUGAAAGUUCAGGAGCAACAUUUCCGUUCCCACUGCAGAGAGGAGAUGGCACGGCUGCAGCAGAAUAUUGAAAGUCUGAAAUCCGAAGCUGCAGAAAAUUCUGAGGAAAAGGAACGGACACUGGCUUUGGAGCAACAGCACAAGGCCGAACGUGAAAAGCUGCAGAAGAUUCGACUGCUGCUGGCACGCAGGAACCGAGAAAUCGCCAUCCUGCAACGUAAAAUCGAUGAAGUUCCAAGCCGGGCGGAGUUAACGCAGUACCAGAAGAGAUUUAUCGAGCUUUAUGGUCAAGUCUCUGCCACUCACAAAGAGACAAAGCAGUUCUUCACUCUUUAUAACACUCUGGAUGAUAAGAAGGUUUAUUUAGAAAAAGAGGUGAAUUUGCUGAAUUCAAUUCAUGACAACUUCCAGCAAGCAAUGGCGUCACCGGGCACUCGAGACCAAUUCCUGCGGCAGAUGGAGCAGAUUGUGGAUGGAAUCAGACAGAGCAGGAACAAGAUGGAGAAGAAGAAGCAGGAAAAUAAGAUGAGACGGGACCAGCUGAAUGAUGAAUACUUGGAACUGCUGGACAAGCAGAGACUGUACUUUAAAACGGUCAAAGAAUUUAAAGAGGAAUGCAGAAAAAAUGAGAUUCUCCUGAGUAAAUUAAAGGAUCUAACUUCGUGAGCGCCUCACACGGAUCAUGUGGCAACGGAGGAGGGCUCAUGUCAGCCUUUUAUUAAAAUCAUGAGCUGUGACAUGUGCAACUUGCCAUUUCUCAGUCACGUGUGAUGGGAGUUUGUAUGUAAAAUAAAACAUUUAUACACAUUGGUUUUGUAUUUAGUUAUUAAACAUGUUAUGAAGUUUGUCAGGAUGUCAAGGGAAACAAUUCCUGCUUUCCCAAUAAAACCAGGGAAUUAAAUUAGCACCGUA
Molecule: messenger RNA, 2149 nt
Organism: Pelobates fuscus (common spadefoot toad)
Lineage: Eukaryota; Metazoa; Chordata; Amphibia; Anura; Pelobatidae
Gene: CCDC93
Product: coiled-coil domain containing 93
Exons: 23
Coding region: 71-1903 (610 amino acids)
Biological process (GO): Golgi to plasma membrane transport
Source: RefSeq, a predicted model, not a curated record